CCACCCCGACCACACCGCGUACCUUGCUGAUUGCUCGCCACGCGGAUUAUUCCACCGACCACACUGGCUUAAAAGAAAACCCACUUUCUGAACGGCCAGGAACAUCAGCACGAACUCGCUCAAUGCUUUACCUGUGAUAUUCGUACAAACAAACGACACCGCAAGUCAUGCGGGCACGGAAAAUACCGCGAGCCGCCUCGCAAUAUCCCGCUUUUCCGUGCGGAGUACAUACUUUAACAUUAUGAGAGACAUUCAGAGCGUACCUGACACAUGUACAAAAAUUUUCGAAAUGUCAAUUCAAGAGGUAAACGGUAAGGGACCUAAAAAAAGGAAAAAGUCUUUGGAACAAAUCUGUGCUAACGAAGGACAGCGUGCGGAGUUAAACGAGAAUGCGAGAGAUGAAAGUGAGGAUGGAGGUGUGAAGAAUGGCGCUGGACCGAGAACUAGUCGCGCGGUGAUCGGAGACGGUGUGGAGCUGCUGCAUUGGCGCGACAUGCCAAAGCACCUGCAGUUCAACCCGUACGUGCUGACUGGCUACCGUCCGCUGCAGAGCUGGGGCGGUUGCGUACGCAGUCUCUUUUAUUUUCACAAUGAGACUAUUAAUAUUCUGACACAUGGCGUAUCUUUGGUGUUCAUGAUAGCUGUUCUUCCCGGCCUUCUGCCAUGGAGCGGCGGGGGCACAGGUGCCUGGUUUCUCUCCAUGUGCCAUCUUCUCGGCGCACUGGCACCCUGGUGUGGAUCCUUUCUCUACCAUCUCUUCAUGAACCACACCCAAGGAGCAAGCCUUUACCACAGACUUCUUCAGAUUGAUAUGUUGGGCAUCUGGGUCAGUCAGAGUAUCGGUGCAAUUCCUAUGGUGACGGCUACGGUAUACUGUGCACCAACUCUGCUACGCUACGCCGCUCUCGCCGUCUACUGCCUUGGGAGUCUGCUGGGCCUUUAUAAAGCAAUGCGAGCUUGGUCACCCUGGGAGCGACGGCUGUGCUUCGCGGCACCGUUCUGCAUGCGGCUGCUGUUGGCGGGAGCGCGGACGGCGCGGCUGGGCGGCGGCGACCCGCAUGCUAUCCUGCACGUUUUCUUACAAGAUGCGGUUUCCUUGGGCGGUGGUGUUAUCGGAGCACUACAUAUCCCGGAGAAAUGGUUCCCGGGAUCUGUGGACCGCUGCCUCAAUUCGCACAACAUAAUGCACGUCUUGGUCGUGCUGGCCGUGUACUCCAUGCACCAGGUUACAACGAAAGACCUGGCUUGGAUGUCAAGCGUAGACUGCAGAGCCCCGCUCCGCCAGCUCUGACGCAAGCAUGUGUGAUUGAACACAGACCUGUUAUAACUCAUAACCCCACACUGGUAGUAACGCUCUUAUGAAGUGACUGUAUAUGACUUACUUGGCGACAGCAACACAUAUUUAAAAUUAAUUUCUUCACAACCUUAAAACGCAAUGUUUUUCAAUGUAACUGUUUGAUCUGUUGGAUGAAUAAUGCAUAUAUGAUUGCGAUACUAUUUUAUGUAAUUUGGAACGAAUGUAAAUCUUCCAAUAAAUCGCCAAGCUAAUCUAUAUUGCCUCUUCUUGUGAGUGAACUUCUAUUGUAGUGUGUCGAUAGUUUCGGCAAAUGAAUGCACAUGUAAGAAACGAAUAGGAAAACGAAAGCUGUCAUUUAAAUUUAUUAAAUUAAUAUAUCCGUUCAAUAUUGUAUUUCAAGUAAACAUAAAAAGCAAAGCUCUAACACUAAUAUUAUAUAAUAUUAUUAAUAAUUCUAAUGAAUACAAAAGUUAAGAGACAAUAUAAUGGCCUAUCGUUUCGUUAUCCGAACACAAAUACGCAAUAAAGCAUUAUUAAUGUUUUGAUACAUUGACGAAAUGCCAAUUAAACCGUAUGAAGUAAAUCGUGAUCGGUUUUUAAUAGCUAUAAUAAAGAUAGAUUUAAGGUAAUAAGUACAAUUAACGAUAUUGUUCUACACGUUACUAUCCGAAACCUUCCGUUGGCUUUAUACUAUAAUUAUAAAAUUAAUCAUAAAUCACAAGGUGUAUUAUCCAAAAACAGUCCCUUGUUGUAAGUAGAUAUAAUUCUAAGCCUAAAGUGCUUUGUUUAUAAGACGCUAUUUGUAGAGACGUUCAUAAAAUAGUAUUUCUUAUAGGCAAUAAAAACUAAUUCUUAAGAAAAUUUGACAAUAUAACAAUAUUUUAGACGCAUCGCGCACUAUUAGAUCUCGUUACACAUCAUUCUAAAGUAGGGAAAUUCGUACGUUUAAUUGUAUUUUUAUUGAAUCAUACAGAAGUAGUACCAUUAUCGGAUGAAAAUGUUUAUUAAAAAAUACGUGAGUUUGUCAAGCGCUAGAGUAGAAAAAUAGUUAUAGAAAUCUUAAGAACAAUUAAAAUAAAUUAUAAGAAUUAAGCAAAAUUGAAAUGAUUUUAAGUUUUGAAUAAAACAAUGUUUUCUUCAUUACGAUUCUAGAAGCAUGAGAGCAUUUAAUCGCUAACCAUUAACUUAAUAGCUAGCUAGUUUAUUAGAACGCAAAUCUACCUUGUGAUGUUAGUAAUAUAAAAAUUAUAUUUUAAAUAUAUUUACUUACCUUAUUUUGUUUUUUGAAGUCAUUUUUCCAUCUUGUAU
This is a messenger RNA of Nymphalis io (European peacock), 2605 nucleotides long. Its product is annotated as progestin and adipoQ receptor family member 4. The record is from RefSeq and is a predicted model, not a curated record. Gene Ontology annotation, molecular function: signaling receptor activity. Lineage: Eukaryota; Metazoa; Arthropoda; Insecta; Lepidoptera; Nymphalidae. The transcript has 6 exons. Gene Ontology annotation, cellular component: membrane. The coding region runs from base 242 to 1291 and encodes 349 amino acids.